AUGAAUCUGCAGCGGCGCGUUGCAUUGUGGGAAACACAUGAUUGACGCCGACGCCAUUUUGCCGAGCGCGUCCAUUGUGUGAAGCUCGUAAACAUCUGACAAACACUCUCUAGUACACACACACACUUUUACCGCUGGUGAUCAUUUGACGUCAUGGCUCGUACCAAGCAAACUGCUCGUAAGUCCACUGGAGGAAAGGCUCCUCGAAAGCAGCUGGCUACAAAGGCUGCCCGCAAGAGUGCUCCUUCCACUGGAGGAGUCAAGAAGCCCCAUCGUUACAGGCCUGGGACUGUCGCUCUGCGAGAGAUUCGUCGGUACCAGAAGUCCACUGAGCUGCUGAUCCGCAAGCUGCCCUUCCAGCGCUUGGUCAGGGAGAUUGCUCAGGACUUCAAGACCGAUCUGCGUUUCCAAAGCGCUGCCAUCGGUGCUCUGCAGGAGGCCAGUGAGGCUUACCUGGUGGGACUAUUUGAGGACACCAACCUGUGCGCCAUCCAUGCCAAGCGUGUCACCAUCAUGCCCAAAGACAUUCAGUUGGCCCGCCGAAUCCGUGGAGAACGUGCUUAAAACACAUGUAACUUUUGUCUUUUU
Messenger RNA from Nerophis ophidion (straightnose pipefish), 588 nucleotides. It is a transcript of the gene h3f3c, whose product is annotated as H3 histone, family 3C. NCBI's taxonomy places the organism in Eukaryota, Metazoa, Chordata, Actinopteri, Syngnathiformes, Syngnathidae. Gene Ontology annotation, cellular component: nucleosome. The transcript has 4 exons. Gene Ontology annotation, molecular function: DNA binding; structural constituent of chromatin; protein heterodimerization activity. The record is from RefSeq and is a predicted model, not a curated record. The coding region runs from base 154 to 564 and encodes 136 amino acids.